GGAGAAACUGGAGUUCAAGGAUUCCCAGGCUUGCCAGGAGAUCCUGGUCCCAAAGGAGACAAGGGUGAUUCUGGAGUGGGCAAACCUGGUCCCCCCGGACCUCCUGGACCACCGGGUAGACCCAACUCAUCCAGAUCCCCGGAUGGUGUGGACGGCUCAGGCUUUGAGUACUUUGACGGAGACACAGAGAUUAUGACAGGUCCACCUGGUCCUCCAGGGCUUCCUGGGCCCCCAGGUUCAUCUGAGGGCCUAUCUGCGUCCCCUGGGGCUCCCGGGGAAAACGGGAAGGAUGGAGAGAUGGGUAAACCUGGACUGCCU
Molecule: messenger RNA, 318 nt
Organism: Oncorhynchus masou masou (cherry salmon)
Lineage: Eukaryota; Metazoa; Chordata; Actinopteri; Salmoniformes; Salmonidae
Product: collagen alpha-1(I) chain-like
Exons: 4
Source: RefSeq, a predicted model, not a curated record